CCCCGGUCCCUCCCCCUCCGCUCCGGGCUCGGUGCGGGGCGAUGCUCUUGCGGGCGGGUUCCCCGCCGGCGCUGUCGUCGCUGCGGGUCGCGCUGCGGAGCGGGCGCCGGGGAGCCGUGUUCCCGCUGGAGCAGCUGGAGCGGUGCCUGGCUCCGGGCGCGGAGGCGGCGCGGAUCGGGCUGUUCCGGCCCGGGCUGGAGGCGCUGCAGCGGGCGGAGGCGCUGUUCAGGGCCGGCCCCGCGCACCGCAUCGCCUACCUGAGCUCCGCCGUGCGCAUGGACCACGCGCCGCCCGCGGCGCUGCCAGAGGUGUGCUUCAUCGGCCGAAGCAAUGUGGGGAAAUCAUCUUUAAUCCGGGCCUUGUUUUCACUGGCUCCAGAAGUGGAGGUCAGAGUAUCAAAAACUCCAGGCCACACCAAGAAGAUGAAUUUCUUCAAAGUAGGGAAGUACUUUACUCUGGUGGAUAUGCCGGGAUACGGCUACCGUGCCCCGCAAGACUUUGUGGAGAUGGUGGAGGCCUACCUGCAGGAACGGCGCAACUUGAAGAGGACUUUUCUAUUAGUUGAUGGUGUAGUAGGACUUCAGAAAACAGAUUAUAUUGGAAUAGAGAUGCUGGAAGAGUUUGGGAUUCCUUAUGUGAUGGUGUUAACAAAAAUUGACCGAGCUUCUAAGGGACUGUUGUUAAAGAAUGUACUGGAGAUCCAGGAGUUUGUAAACAAGAAAACUCAGGGAUGCUUUCCUCAGCUAUUCUUGGUCAGUUCUCUGGAGUUUUCAGGGGUUCACUUGCUAAGGUGUUUUAUAGCCCAUGUUACUGGAAACCUGCCUGUUGUAGAGGCCAGCUGAAAAGACUGGGUCCUGGUCUGCUCAGCUCAUCCAGAACAAAAGGCGCAGCAUGAUAGCACACCUCACUUGCAUACAUCAUGUUGCACCUGUUCCAGGUGGAUGAAGGAAAGGACACAUCUUUAAUGGGAUCUGUUUUUUGAUCACUGUUGGCUUGAAACAGAGUGGAAUAUAUCACUGACACCUAUGGGAAUUCUCUCCUUCAGCAGUUUUUUAUCUACCAGUGCUGCAUCUACCUUCUGCUUUAAAUCCAGCAUGAAUUUCUGUAGCUGCACUCAAAUGAAUUGUUAGAGAUGAGAGACUGUAGAGAUUGCCUGUUAUCUGCAUCUGUUCUACUCUGGCAGCUGAAGCACGAUGCUGAUGUCUCGUACUCUUUACAGGCACUGUAACAGCUGGCAGAACUGUGUUCCACAGCAGCUAAGAACAUCUGAAGUUGGCUCAUUACAAGGCACAGAACUGGCAAAAAAGAGGACUACCAUCAAUAGCAGUAGUUGUUACCAGAGAAUUUAGACCAGAGCUAUCAAGUGCCUAUGUCAGCCUUCAGCACUGUCUUGUCGUGUCUUAACAUUGCCAAAAGUGUGUGUGCAGUUGUCAGUUACUUACAUUAAGUGUUUAAACCUCAAGAAAGGGUAGGUCUUUUGUGAACCGCUCAGAAGUAUUUUUAGUGUUUUGUUUCAUUACAGAAUUUCUUAUAACUCUCAGACUAGACUCGAGGUCUGUUUUCAGCAUACUUGUAAGAAAUGCAGGGUGUGAGGAAUGCAGCAGAAAGAUGGGGAUCUCUAGUUUCCACAUCUUAGCAGACAUCAAAUAUGUAAAUCUCAAAAAUUCUAUCUCUAAUCCCAUAAUGCUCCAGAGCAAACCAGGCCAUGGGAUGCCUGAUCCUAGGGAAAGUGCAGUAGCAUCUAGUCAGAUGGAACGAGUGCAAGUGAACAUUUCAGGAAUAAUCUUUUCUUAGUAUCUUAAAACCAGAAUUUUCUAAAAGCAUCAAUCUUGUCAAAGCUGUCACUUUCAGGGACUCAGCUGUGACUGAAAAGCCUUUUAAAAUAAACCUGUGCUGUUAAUGGAUAUAAAUAAAAGAAAGUGCAGUUCUUUUAUUAGUCCCUCUUCAGAAAAAAAGACACUUAAUAGUGCUAAGAUGUCUUUUAUUAAUCACUUAAAUAUAGUAAGUAUGUGUGGAAAAUUAAUUUCUAAGUAUAAAAAGUGUUUUGAAAUGGCAGCAGACUGUGAAUCAGACCCUGUGAUAUGUGUGUGUGUGCAAUUCCCAUGAGGUGUCUUUAGUGGGAGCCAUGUGUAGCUAGGCCAUACAUUUUCUUACAGCUGUAAUAUAAACAGCAUGUACAGUCUUAUCCCAAAGAACCAUCUUUAACUCUGGCCAUACCUGGGGUUUCUGCUGUGUUGGCUGAAAUAUCUUCAUUCAUAAAUGCUUCAAAUAAUGGAGUAACACUUGUACCUUACUCAGUCAUCUGCAGGAGAAAACACUACAGUUUGUUACAUGCAAAAAUCUGUGUCCCUGUGACAGGUAAGAUGGUAAAUAAAAUCAAGUCCUCUCCUUCACUUUAAUCAUUAAAAAUUAGAUUUAAGCACCUUCAUGGGAACACGCUUUGGGUAAACAGGUGUCUGACACACUAGCAAACUUCCUCUUACUAAAAGGACUUAAGUAAGGCUUAGUUAAGGACUUGCUUAAGUACUUAAGGGACGUGCCUUGUUGCUGAGUGAGGAACUGCACUUUCUCAGCCCAGGGACACAAAAGCUGUCCCCUUCUUUUCACCCUUCAUUGAUCAGUGGUGAGCCUGGCAGCAUACUGAAGUAACAUAGAUGGCUUCAUUUUUAAAUGCUUUUAUACCUUAAGUUGUUUGCAGUGUAUACACCACACUGCAGGCACCUAGAAUUACUUUGUAAAGCUUUGCCUCUUCUGCACAUUUUAUUUACAGAAAUUAUGUUGACCACAGGCUUCUAUGUAAUAGCAUUUCACUUUGUGCAUCUUCUCCACCUUCUUGCAAUCCCCGAACUAUUGAGUUUGGCCUUUUUUGGCAUCAAAAAUCCAUGGGGUGUUAUCUUGGAAGUUAGUGUCCAGUUGUAAGAAUAACUAGGUAUAAUAAAGUACAGAAUAGGAUGGAGGAAAACAAGAAGUGUAACAGGAUGAGAAUAACGGAGUUUAGGAACCCCCGUGCCUACGGGUUAAUCGCCGACCACAGG
Messenger RNA from Cuculus canorus (common cuckoo), 3035 nucleotides. It is a transcript of the gene GTPBP8, whose product is annotated as GTP binding protein 8 (putative). Gene Ontology annotation, cellular component: mitochondrion. The transcript is spliced from 7 exons. Gene Ontology annotation, molecular function: GTP binding. Lineage: Eukaryota; Metazoa; Chordata; Aves; Cuculiformes; Cuculidae. The coding region runs from base 42 to 842 and encodes 266 amino acids. The record is from RefSeq and is a predicted model, not a curated record.